AUGCAGUUCGCUCUGCCUCCUAGGAGGAAUCCGCAUACUUCUUCAUAUGCCCGCUCUCCCAGACUCUCAUUACAGCGCAGGAAGCAACUCAAGGCCGCUGCCAUUCUAGGCCUUGCGCUCGUCACGAUCUUUUUUCUCCUCACAUAUCUGUCCAGCUCCAGCGCAGCGUCUAUAUCUGUCUCUACUGGGACGUCAAGUGUUGUCAUUGUGACGGUUCUAGACCGGGCCCGCUUUAGCGAUGAUUACGUCCAGAAGAUCAUUAAGAACAGAGAGGAUUAUGCGAGCCGACACGGCUAUAUCAAUUUCUUCGCAUCUGUCUCCGACUAUGACGCCGCCCUGGACAACGCUCCGCGGAGCUGGGCGAUAGUCCCAGCGAUUCGCCAUGCGAUGGCAUCUCACCCUCGCGCGGCCUACUUCUUCCACUUGGAUCCCCAUGCCCUGAUCAUGAACCCUAGCAAGUCUCUGGAGUCCCAUGUUCUCGAGAAGAACCGGCUUCAAUCAUUAAUGCUCAAGGAGACUCCUGUGGUGCCGCCGGAUAGCAUCAUCAAGACCUUCUCGCAUCUGAAGCCAGAUGACGUCGAUCUCAUCAUGAGCACGGAUAGCGAGGAUCUCAACCCGGGUAGUUUGUUGCUUCGACAGGGUGAAUUUGCGCGGUUCUUCCUUGACCUCUGGUUCGAGCCUUUGUAUCGGAAAUACAACUUUCAGAAAGCUGAGAUGCAUGCUUUGGACCAUAUCAUUCAAUGGCACCCGACCGUUCUUGCAAGGUUGGCACUGGUUCCUCAACGCAUUAUGAAUGCUUACAGCAAAGAUUCUUCAACUGCCUCUGUAGACGGCACCUACAAGGAUGGAGACUUGAUCAUUCGAUUCUUUGGAUGCGAUUCCGACCCCAAGCGCAACUGUGAGAAGGAGAUGGAUCCAUACUACAACCUAUGGGCUAAGAAAUUGAAGAGUGGAUAA
This is a messenger RNA of Aspergillus clavatus NRRL 1, 957 nucleotides long. Its product is annotated as putative alpha-1,6-mannosyltransferase subunit. The coding region runs from base 1 to 957 and encodes 318 amino acids. The transcript is spliced from 3 exons. Gene Ontology annotation, cellular component: mannan polymerase complex; Golgi membrane. The record is from RefSeq and is a predicted model, not a curated record. Gene Ontology annotation, molecular function: alpha-1,6-mannosyltransferase activity. NCBI's taxonomy places the organism in Eukaryota, Fungi, Ascomycota, Eurotiomycetes, Eurotiales, Aspergillaceae. Gene Ontology annotation, biological process: protein N-linked glycosylation.